This is a messenger RNA of Lepus europaeus (European hare), 5264 nucleotides long. It is a transcript of the gene SYDE2, whose product is annotated as synapse defective Rho GTPase homolog 2. Lineage: Eukaryota; Metazoa; Chordata; Mammalia; Lagomorpha; Leporidae. The record is from RefSeq and is a predicted model, not a curated record. The transcript is spliced from 7 exons. Gene Ontology annotation, biological process: signal transduction. Bases 16 to 3600 code for a protein of 1194 amino acids.
CUGCUGAUCCAGGCCAUGCACGACCUGCCCCCGGGCUCGGGCACGCGGCGGGGCGGCGGGGGCUUGGCGGGUCGCGGCUGCCCCGCGGGAGCCCGGGCUCCGGGCCAGCCCCCUUCCCCCCGCGGCGCUGCGGACUGCGGAGCUUGCGCCGGAGACUGGGAGCUGGGAGAAGGCGGCUGCCCUCGGCAGCAGGUGUCCCCGCCCCGGCCGCCUCCGAGGGACCCGAGGGGAGGCCAGCUGCGCACUCCUCGGAUGCUGCUGUCCCGCUGCAGGAGCCUCGAGAGCCUGCGGGUGCGUGCGAAGCCGCCUGCCUUCCAGCGGUGGCCGAGCGACAGCUGGAUCAGGUGCGGCGCACGCUGGGACCGGGACGAGCCCCCGCCACGUGGAGACAGGAUGGACGGCUGGAGCGGGGGCAGCGCCGGGGCCGGGGCGCCCACCGGCCUCCUGCCGCCCGGCUCCGAGGGCCCGGGCCGCUCCCCGGGAAACCCUCCGAGGGAUCCCGCGGGGUCCUCGGUGAUGCGCCACGGCACGGGAGAGCGCCAGGAGGGGCCCCCUUUCCUCAAGCCGCCCGCAGUGACAGUGAAGAAACUGCAGAAGUGGAUGUACAAAGGGCGCCUGCUGUCCCUGGGGAUGAAGGGUCGCGCCCGUGGGACACCCUCCAAAGGCCCGGGAGCGCAGGCAGCCGCCCCAAAUCGGGGCGCUUUGAAAGUGCGAGAGAGCCACGUCCUCUCGGUGCCUCCAGACCAAAGAAUAACGCUGACAGAUUUAUUUGAAAACGUCUAUGGAUCUUCAAUGAAGAGAAGAGAACUUGAAGAUCUGAAGGAUAAUAUUGAAUUCAGAGGUCAUAAGCCACUUAACAGCAUCACUGUUUCAAAGAAACGCAAUUGGCUAUAUCAGAGUACUCUGCGAUCUCUUAAUCUGGAAGAAGAAAACAAGAAAUGCCAAGAGAGAAGUCAUUUACCCAUCUCGCCUGUGACUCUGCCAAAACAUCAGAUGUCACAACCUUUCCUCAAAACACCUGAAGAAUACUGUACAUAUAUGGUGUGUAAUACUACAGAUUCCUCAUUAUCAAAAAACUGUUCUUUAGACUUUAAUGAGGAGAAUGAUGCAGAUGAUGAAGGAGAAAUAUGGUACAACCCCAUUCCGGAGGACGAUGACCUUGGUGUAUCAGGUGCCUUGAGUUUUGGGGAGGCAAAGUCUGCUGUUCUGAAGCUUCCUGCUGUCAGUUUGAGCGUAUUUUCUGGUAGUGCCCUGGUGAAAGCAGAGCAGCAUACCGAAGACUUGCCUUGCUCCUCUGAACAUUCAGGUGAUGUUCAGACCAUGCAGUCAAAUGAAUUGCAUCCUGUAGAUUCCAUCCAUCCCACAGAAUUUGGACAGCAGUACAAGCCAAAGCUAGGACACAAGACACAAGAAAGUGUCAUGUUAGAGGACAGUCCUAUAUCAAAAUCUCCCUUUGCAGGUCCUGGGAUCCUAGCUGCUACAAAUAGGACUGAAUUGGGAAUUAUGGAACCAUCUUCUCCAAGCCCUAGCCCUGUGAAAAAAGGCAGUUCAAUUAAUUGGUCUUUGCCAGAUAAAAUAAAAUCUCCACGGACUGUGAGGAAACUUUCUAUGAAAAUGAAAAAGUUGCCAGAAUUUAGCCGAAAGCUGAGUGUUAAGGGAACCUUGAAUUAUUUAAAUGGUCCAGAAAAUAGUCCUUCCUUGUCUAAAUGUAACUGUCAAGAAAUUCAUCAUGCUGUUAUUCUUCCUUCUGGGAAUACAACCACAGCUGCAAAGAGGAAUGUUAUAAGCCGGUACCAUCUUGAUACCAGUGUGUCUUCUCAGCACAGCUACCAAAAGAAAAGAUCUGUGAGUUCUAAAUACUCCUGCAAAGGUGGUUACCUCAGUGAUGGAGAUUCACCUGAACUUGUAACCAAAUCUAGCAAACACGGCUCUGAAAACAAACUUGGAAAAGGAAAAGAAAUAGUUCCAAAUACUUGUAGCAAAAAUGACAUAGACAUUGAUGCUUUUAGACACUAUAGCUUUUCUGAUCAACCUAAGUGUUCACAAUAUAUAUCUGGGCUCAUGAGUGUGCAUUUCUAUGGUGCAGAGGAUUUAAAACCACCCCGGAUAGAUUCGAAAGAUGUCUUCUGUGCAAUUCAGGUAGAUUCGGUGAACAAAGCAAGAACAGCUUUGCUCACAUGUCGAACAACGUUUUUAGACAUGGAUCAUACUUUCAACAUAGAAAUUGAAAAUGCACAGCAUCUGAAACUCGUAGUAUUUAGUUGGGAACCUACUCCAAGAAGAAACCGAGUGUGUUGUCACGGAACUGUUGUCCUUCCUACCUUAUUCAGAGUGACAAAGACACAUCAACUGGCUGUUAAACUAGAACCUAGAGGUCUUAUUUAUGUGAAAGUGACUCUUAUGGAGCAGUGGGAGAAUUCUCUUCAUGGACUAGAUAACAAUCGAGAAUCAGUAAUAUUUGGUGUUGAUAUUCGAAAAGUUGUGGAGAAAGAAAAUGUAGGAUUGAUGGUGCCACUUCUGAUACAGAAAUGUAUUCUGGAAAUUGAAAAAAGAGGCUGUCAGGUAGUAGGCCUGUAUCGAUUAUGUGGUUCGGCAGCAGUCAAGAAAGAACUUCGAGAGGCCUUUGAGAGGGAUAGCAAAGCUGUUGGUCUGUGUGAAAAUCAAUACCCAGAUAUAAAUGUAAUAACAGGUGUUCUUAAGGAUUACCUUAGAGAACUUCCUUCUCCUCUGAUAACAAAGCAGCUUUAUGAAGCUGUAUUAGAGGCAAUGGCAAAAAGUCCUUUGAAAAUGUCAUCAAAUGGUUGUGAGAAUGACCCAAGUGACUCCAAGUCCACUGUUGACCUGCUGGAUCAUCUGCCAGAUGUUGAGAAGGCGACCCUAAAGAUGUUAUUGGAUCACUUGAAACUGGUGGCUUCUUUCCAUGAAGUGAAUAAGAUGACCUGCCAGAAUUUGGCCGUGUGCUUUGGACCAGUAUUAUUAAGUCAGAGGCAGGAGACUCUCACCCACAACAACAGAGUCUUCACUGAUUCAGAAGAGCUUGCAAGUGCUUUGGAUUUUAAAAAACAUAUUGAAGUUCUUCAUUACUUACUCCAGCUUUGGCCAGUGCAACGUUUAACUGUCAAAGAAUCACCUGACAGUUUGUUCCCAGAGCAGACAUCUUCUCUGAAUUAUUUGAGGCGGAAGAAAGCACGACCUUACAUGCUGAAUCUGAGUAGCACUGAUUCAUCCGGAGUACUCAGGCCAAGGCAAACCAGAUUAGACAGUCCACUUAGCAAUCGCUACGCAGGAGACUGGAGCAGCUGUGGAGAAAGCUACUUUUUAAAUACAAAAGAAAAUUUAAGUGAUGUGGAUUAUGAUGAUGUGCCUUCAGAUUACAGAGAAAAUGCAGAUUACAGCAAAAUGGAUGGACCAGAAAUAAUGAUUGAAGAGCCAAUUCCCAUGUCCAAAGAGUGUACAUUUCAGACAUAUUUGACAGUGCAAACAAUUGAGUCCACAGUGGAUCGAAAAGUCAACCUCAAAGAUCUACAAGAAAGUAUUGAUAUUUUGAUUGGCAAUCUGGAACGUGAACUCAACAAGAAUAAGCUUAAUAUAAGUGUUUGAGAUUAAAGGGGCUUUAUUUAUUUAUUUUAAAAAUAAUACCUUAAAAUUUCAAAUCAGUUUUUCAUGAAGCUUCCUACAGUGAUGUUUUAUUUCUUUUACUCUUGAAACCUUCAGUUAACUUCUACUAAAUUAAUGUGAUUCAAUCAGAAAAAAGCUAUUCAUUGAUAUGAUUUUUACUUACUAGAAAAUUGUUCUGAGGGUGGAGAUAACAGGGACAUGUUGGGAUCUUGCAGUGAUCUUGCCAACUUUAUGGAGCUAAGUUUCAGAUGCACUUACAAGCACACACUAAGUCAUUGGCCCAUCCAGGCUGCUGGGCUUCAGAGGAACUGCUCUUCUGUAGCCGCACCGGGUUCCUUUCAGAGCAGCUGCUUCACCUGACUUGCAGUCUGAGUCCUUGUCACGGCAACAUUGUUUGGUCACAUUUCAUUUGCAAUGCAAAUGCUGCUAUUAGAAAACAUUUUUAUAAAUAAGAGUGAAAUUAUGCAACUAUUAAUGUAUUCUGUAUUAACAUUCAGUAAUUAUUUAAGCUUAUAAAAUAAAUAUUUUUAUAAUCCUGAAAAUAUGUAUAUAUUUAUAAGUGCAUUUAUAUAUAGGUACUAGAAUGGGAGAAGGGACUGUAGAAUCAAAUGUAUUUUUGAAGUAUAUAUGUCAUGAGGCCAAAAUUACUGGUUUAAAAUGUCUUUUUGGACAUUUAAGUUAAAGAGGAUUUACAUUAAAACACCUGGACAAAAAGCAUUCUAGAAGCAUCUUAAUAAAAAUGAUAAGCUUUGAAUAACAAAGUCACAAUAUUAGCUGUGAAAGGUCAUCUUUUAAAUUGAAAUCCUCUUACUCCUUAAGGUACUAAGUGCACAGAUGCCUGCACUGGUGACCUAGAUUUUAAAAAACCUUCAUCUAUUCUCUGCAUUUUUGUAUUCUGUUUUAAAUAUUUAUUUGUAGUAGCAAGUUCAUACUUUGAGUUUGUAAUUCUCCCCACUUGUUUCCAAAGAAACCAUCUUGCCAGAAUACUGUGUUACUGAUUUUUAAAAAUUAACUUAUUUUGGCUAAGCUGAUAGUCAUUGUAGCAAUUGUAGCGGAGUUUGAAAAUGUAAAUUUAGGAGACUGUUAAGUUGAAAUGUAUUUUUUUAACUUUUAUAAUAAACUACAGACUAUGUAAUUUAAAAAUUAUAAAUAAAAUUUAAAUCACCAACUUUCAGAUGUAGCAGCCAUUUACAAAACUGACAUCCUGAUAUUUUUUCUAAAUAUUAAAGUAUUUAACUAUUUCUAUGCAAUAUACAUUGGUAAGCAGAAUACCUUUUUACUUAAUUUGAAAGUCCAUUCAUAAAAAUAUUUUAUAUGAAAUUUUCAUCUUCUUAAAUCUUUUGUAGCAAUUAGGAGAAAACCAAAAUAAUAUGUGUCACCUAUAUGUAUUGGUAAAUAGGCAAAAGAAAGUACUUUUAAAUGUUUUGUAAAAAAACUGUUUUCUCCCUUUUAUUUACUCUAUCAUGUGUAAUGUAUGAUAUGAAUAAGUUGUUCCAGAAAUGUAAACACUUUGUUAAAAUAUUAUAAACUUGAUAAACCUAUUAAUUGUAAUGAUUAAGGACCACUUAUUUUAAUAUUCUUCUUAAACAAAGGUGUUAAAGUAUUGUGCCAUCAUGGAUUAUCCUUAAAUAUAUGUUUUAACCUUU